Molecule: messenger RNA, 492 nt
Organism: Aspergillus ochraceoroseus IBT 24754
Lineage: Eukaryota; Fungi; Ascomycota; Eurotiomycetes; Eurotiales; Aspergillaceae
Gene: skpA
Product: SCF ubiquitin ligase subunit skpA
Exons: 4
Coding region: 1-492 (163 amino acids)
Biological process (GO): SCF-dependent proteasomal ubiquitin-dependent protein catabolic process; mitotic cell cycle
Cellular component (GO): nucleus; cytoplasm
Molecular function (GO): cullin family protein binding
Source: RefSeq, a predicted model, not a curated record
AUGACUUCCUCUCCUCCUCCUUCCCUUGUCCUGACCAGCUCCGAUGGCGCCGACAUCACAGUCCCCCGCGAAGUUGCUGAGCGCUCCCUUCUGAUUAAGAACAUGCUUGAGGACUUGGGUGAUGCCUCCGAAGCUAUCCCCAUUCCCAACGUCAACGAAGCUGUCCUGAAGAAGGUGAUCGAAUGGUGCCAGCACCAUAAGAACGACCCUCCCAGCACCAGCGACGAUGAUGACUCCCGCCGCAAGACUACCGAUAUCGAUGAGUGGGACCAGAAGUUCAUGCAGGUUGACCAGGAGAUGCUGUUUGAGAUUAUCUUGGCCGCCAACUACCUUGAUAUCAAGGCUCUCCUCGACGUCGGCUGCAAGACCGUCGCCAACAUGAUCAAGGGCAAAUCCCCCGAAGAGAUUCGCAAGACCUUCAACAUUCAGAACGACUUCACUCCCGAGGAGGAGGACCAGAUCCGUCGUGAGAACGAGUGGGCUGAGGAGUGA